Molecule: messenger RNA, 1161 nt
Organism: Aspergillus tubingensis
Lineage: Eukaryota; Fungi; Ascomycota; Eurotiomycetes; Eurotiales; Aspergillaceae
Product: short-chain dehydrogenase/reductase family protein
Exons: 2
Coding region: 1-1161 (386 amino acids)
Molecular function (GO): oxidoreductase activity, acting on the CH-OH group of donors, NAD or NADP as acceptor
Source: RefSeq, a predicted model, not a curated record
AUGACCACCCCAAAACUCAUCCACACCCACCCCCUCCAACCCACCACCAGCACCAGCAUCACCAACAAUCCCAACACAAACCCCCCCCUAACCAUCGACCUCCUCCUCACAACCCUCACCCGGACCAUCCUCCACCCCAUCCCAUCCUACAUCCUCCUCCUAUGCCUCCGCGCUCAAGCAACCCCCUACACUUCCCUCCCCUUCAUCAUCGCCAUCAUCUACUCCGCCCUCCUCACCCUCAUCUACAUCCUCAGCACACUCAAUCAGCAAUUAGCCUACGGGGCCCCGCGCACCGUCGAUCUCUCCAAUGAAGUGGUGGUCGUGACGGGCGGUGCGAGCGGGUUGGGAUUACUCAUUGCGAGGAUAUAUGCGCUGCGUGGCGCCUCCGUAGCGGUUUUGGAUCUUCGCGGGAUAUCGGAUGAGGAGGUCGAGGAGAUGGGGUUGGGGGGGUGUUAUGUUUGUGAUGUUUCGGAUAGGGGGGCUUUGGAGGGCGUGGUGGGGAGGGUUGCGGUGGAGUUGGGCCCUCCUACCAUUUUGAUCCAUUGCGCAGCUGCAAGAAUCAACGGUCUACCCUUGCAACAGCUCUCUCCCGAGGCUUUCCAGAAAACUAUCAACACCAAUUUACUCGCCGCCGUUCAUGCCUAUCAGGUUUUUUUGCCGUAUAUGCUGGCUGCGCCGGACGGUGGGACCAUUGUUACGGUGAGUUCGGUGCUCGGGCAGCUGUGUGCGGCUGGCUUGGCGGAUUACUCGGCUAGUAAGGCUGGGUUGAGCGCGUUGCAUCGCUCGCUCGAGGCCGAACUUCGACAAUCCGGGGACGAUGCAAAAGUGAAGAUGGUUCUGGUGGAGCCGGGCCAGAUCUCAACGCCGCUGUUUGAAUCCGUCCAGACGCCCAACCGGUUCUUUGCCCCCGUGCUGGAGCCAGUCCAGGUCGCGCAGGCUAUUGUCUCGGCUGUCGACAGCGGCAGGGGUGGCGUGAUAAGGUUGCCUGCGUUUGCCAUGCUGGUGAACUGGUAUGCGGUGUUGCCGGCGAGCGUGCAGCGGUUGGCGCGGUACCUGAGCGGGAUUGAUGGUGCGGUAGCACAGGCGUCGUCCAAACCCGGCAGGGCUGAUUCGUCCAGCCAGCAGUUGCAGACUGAGUUGGAUCACGUGAAAGAGGACUGA